Messenger RNA from Closterium sp. NIES-65, 768 nucleotides. The record is from the annotation of a GenBank genome assembly. Lineage: Eukaryota; Viridiplantae; Streptophyta; Zygnematophyceae; Desmidiales; Closteriaceae.
GGCUCGUCGGGCGCGGCGCACUGCGAGGCGGCGCCCAAGGCAGCACUGAACCCACAGCAGUUCGUGGCGUUCAGGGUGCAGCAGGUGCAGGACAUCAGCCACAACACCAAGAUAUUCCGCUUUGCCCUCGACCCCGACACACGCCUCGGCCUCACAGUGGCGUCAUGCCUCGUUACAAGGGCGCCCAUCGGACCACCUGGGGACGACGGGAAGCCCAAAGCAGUCAUUCGACCGUACACGCCCAUCACUCCGCCAGAUGUCACGGGGCACUUCGACCUGCUAGUCAAGGUGUACCCCAACGGCAAGAUGAGUCAGCACAUGUUCUCCCUCAAGCCAGGCGACGUGCUUGAAAUGAAGGGCCCCAUUCCGAAGCUGCCCUACCAGCCCAACAUGAAGCGCAGCAUUGGCAUGGUGGCGGGGGGGACGGGCAUAACGCCCAUGCUGCAGGUCAUCGACGCCAUCCUCUCCAACCCCAAUGACCACACGCAGGUGUCGCUGGUGUUCGCCAACACGUCACCGGCGGACAUCCUUCUCGCCGAUCAGCUGCGCGCCCUCGCUGCCUCGCACCCCAACUUCAAGGUGUACUUCAUGGUGGACCGCGCGGAGGCGGGGGCGGCAUGGAAGGGCGGGGAGGGGUUCAUCACGGCGGACGUGCUGCGCAAGGCGCUGCCACCACCGUCCCCCGACUCCCUCGUGCUCGUGUGUGGGCCGCCCGGCAUGAUGCACCACGUGUCAGGCGACAAGGCACCCGACAAGUCGCAGGGGGAG